Molecule: messenger RNA, 1520 nt
Organism: Trichoderma harzianum CBS 226.95
Lineage: Eukaryota; Fungi; Ascomycota; Sordariomycetes; Hypocreales; Hypocreaceae
Exons: 3
Coding region: 131-1273 (380 amino acids)
Biological process (GO): lipid storage; lipid droplet organization
Cellular component (GO): endoplasmic reticulum membrane
Source: RefSeq, a predicted model, not a curated record
GUCUCUUUCCAAACGACAUGGAACGCUUGCAGAUAUUUUCUUUUAUUCUGUGCAUGCCCUUGGCGCCUCUAGGGGAUUAAGUCUUCUUUUCGCAACCGAAUUUGCGCAGUCUAUGGAGUAAUUCUAGGUCAUGGAAACAUUCCAAGAGACCGCGCGCGUCGUCACCUCGAAGCCUGUUCAGAGGGCCGUUGUCAAUGUCGUAUUGCUCGUGUCCGGAGCAGUGACAUUGCUCUGCCUGGCAGCAGUUGCUUCUGUGCUCUUCUUCCAAAACUUUGUCCCGGACCAGUUUGUCACUACGCCGAUUCAUCUCCAAUAUGGGCUGAGCUCCAAUCCAUAUGGCGUUGCUGCGCUCACCGUUCCAAUGCUGAAAUCGCAGCAAGACUACGACAUCUCCGUGACCCUCUCCAUGCCGCGAUCUCUACCAAAUGUCGAGCGAGGGAACUUUAUGAUUAGCUUAUACCUGUUGGAUUCGAGAUACAGCGAUACAUUGGACGUGAGCGCACGCAAAUUCGCCAAUGACCGUUUGGAUUUUGAGCAGAGCAACGUAUUGUUCAGGUCACGGAGACCUGCUUUGAUCCCCUACGUUGAUCCUGUGGUGUCUUUGGGUUCGCGCAUUCUAUUCCUGCUCUAUCACUUGAUCUUCCCGUCAUCGCAGACCUGCGUAUUGAAUGUACCGGUGGCAGAACGCGUCACCUUCCCGACAGAUUCUGCUAUACCUUCGACGGCAUAUGUGGAGGUGGAGGCGGGGCAAGGAAUCCAGAUUUACAGCGCCUCCCUUACAAUGACUGCACAGCUUAGCGGUCUCCGAUGGCUCAUGUUCCAUUAUCGUCUCUUGACUUUUAUCACUUUUACGAUGCUGUUCUGGGUCUGCGAACUCGGGUUCAUGGUCGUUGCUUGGGCCAUCUUGAGUUCUCUGCUGGGGACUUCGUCAAGCAGCACGGAACUGAAGAGCCACAGAAAUCAGCGCCGGUCUACCACAGGAGGCUUGACUGACUCUGAUGGGUAUGAUGAGAACGACGAUGGAGAUGAUGCAUCUGACUAUCCGCAACAAUUUCCUACCUAUGGGAAACAACCUCCUUUGAAGCAUGAGCCCGACGUCAAGGAUGAAGAGGAACACAAGCAGCCUCUUCACGAGAUACCCAUUGCUGGGGAAGAGGCUGAUGAUGAGGAAGAAGAGGGCGAGCCUCGAGACUCGGGCAUUGGUACAAGCUAUAGCGGAGAGGGGAGUAGCAGUGUUCGGAAAAGGUCGAUACGGUCAGACCCAGAGAGGUAAGAAGUAUCGUGGGGUAGUAGAGUGAGCACUCAUUUCAUUGGCAUGGUAAUUUUGAAAGAUACCCCGGAAUAGCAGGCAAUGCGCUGUUAUCUAAGUAUCUGUGUAUUAUCAAUUUGUAGAACGACCAUUUGUGUGCUGAAGCUUUGUGCUAAUGGUGCUUGUACCGUGUCCAUGUCUAGGUACAUAACUCAGAUGACCCCGUCUUGUGACUGCUUUGUUCCUCUGUUGCAAUUUUCUUCGUUCCUCU